Pogoniulus pusillus (Red-fronted tinkerbird) is the source of this 1680-nucleotide messenger RNA. RefSeq names its product chromosome 32 C7orf25 homolog (gene C32H7orf25). The transcript is spliced from 2 exons. Lineage: Eukaryota; Metazoa; Chordata; Aves; Piciformes; Lybiidae. The record is from RefSeq and is a predicted model, not a curated record. The coding region runs from base 151 to 1419 and encodes 422 amino acids.
CGAGGCGUCGCGGCCGCCUCCUGGUUGAUGUGCUGAAAAAGCAGUGGGGUCUGUGGACUUACUUCCACUGAACAAAUGAGCCUCAUCCUGAAGCGUUUCUGUGCUUGCAGAAGCUGAAGCUGCUGUAGCGAGAGGAAUAAUGUUUCCAACAUGUCUGUGCAGUCACUACUUUGUGAGAGAAUUGCUGUUGCCAAAGAAUUGAUCAAGAGAGCGGAAGCCCUUUCCACGUCCCAGAAAAGGAGAGUAGAAGGUGGAGCAAAGCUAUGUGGCAAACUAAAGGCUGAGCUAAACUUCUUACACAAGGUUGAGGCAGGGAAGGUGGCUGUUAAAGAAUCCCAUCUGCAGAGUACAAACCUUACCCAUCUCCAAGCCAUCAUCCAGUCAGCAGAGAACUUGGAGGAUGUUGUCAGUGUUCUCCACGUCUUUACUUAUGAGGACAAGUUUGGAGAAAAACAGACACUGGUGGUGGAUGUUGUUGCAAAUGGAGGUCACACGUGGGUGAAGGCCAUUGGCCGUAAGGCUGAGGCCCUGCAUAACAUCUGGCUGGGCAGAGGCCAGUAUGGUGACAAAAGCAUCAUUGAGCAGGCAGAGGACUUCCUGCAAGCAAGCCGUCAGCAGCCAGUGGAGUACAGCAAUCCCCAUAUUAUCUUUGCCUUCUACAACAGUGUGUCCAGUCCUGUGGCAGAGAGACUGAAGGAGAUGGGGAUAUCUGUGCGAGGAGACAUUGUGGCUGUGAACUCGCUGGCAGAGCCGUCUGCAGAAAACCAGCGCCUUAGCGACAGCGAAUCAGAUGAAGAAGGCCCUGAGCUCCUGCAGGUGACCAGAGUAGACCGGGAGAAUCUGGUGGCCAGCAUUGCUUUUCCUACCCAGAUCAAAGUGAAUGUGUGCAAUAGAGUUAACUUGGACAUCACUACCUUAAUAACUUAUGUCUCUGCUCUCAGCUAUGGUGGCUGCUACUUCAUCUUCAAAGAAAAAGUGCUAACAGAGCAAGCAGCUCAAGAAAGGAAGGAGAGAGUCCUGCCUCAGCUGGAAGAGUUCAUGGAGGGAAAAGAGCUCUUUGCCUGUCAGUCUGCUGUCAGGGAUUUUCAGUCCAUCUUGGAAAUGCUGGGAGGACCUGGAGAGAAGGAGCGAGCUGCACUGCUUGUGAAAAGAAUUAACGUGGUGCCAGAUCAGCCCUCUGACCGUGCCUUAGGACUAGUGGCUAGUUCCAAAAUCAACAGCCGUUCUCUUACCAUUUUUGGGACAGGGGACACACUAAAAGCCAUCACCAUGACUGCAAAUAGUGGCUUUGUGAGGGCAGCAGCUAACCAGGGCGUCAAGUUCAGUGUUUUUGUCCAUCAGCCUCGCGCUUUGACAGAAAGCAAAGAGUCUUUUGCCACCCCCUUACCAAAGAGUUGCUCACCUGAUGGUGGGCUCUAAGUCAUGGAGACCAUUAGUAAUGGAAAUAUUGCAGGUGCUGCAGUGGAGGCUUUUGGAGGAACAGGAAUCAUCAUACCACAUUUUGGGAUGUAGCAGUGGAAGGAUUCCCCAAGGGAUUUGCAGUAUCUCUACGCAUUUCCUGCUUCUUUUGUUCAGCUGCCCAUUAAUUUAUUCACAGAGGUAAUAAGAUUUCAAUGCUGCUUGUUAACUGGCAUACUAUGUAUUAAUUGUAUCCCUAUUAAAAAUGUCACUUAAAGCACA